Messenger RNA from Exophiala oligosperma, 330 nucleotides. RefSeq lists its product as uncharacterized. The annotation marks the transcript as partial. The transcript has a single exon. NCBI's taxonomy places the organism in Eukaryota, Fungi, Ascomycota, Eurotiomycetes, Chaetothyriales, Herpotrichiellaceae. The record is from RefSeq and is a predicted model, not a curated record.
AUGAACUUAGGUGAAGAAGACGACAGGGACAGACCUCUUCCAGAAGUCAAGGUCUUUGACAGCGCAUCUGUGACGAACGAAGAGAUCGUUGGCGCUCUCAUUUCAGCCGGCGGUUGCGUCAUCAAGAAUGCCUUGAGCACAGAAGAUUUGGCGGCAAUUGAGAAGGACACUCGUGCACAUCUCCUUGCAGACAAACCCUGGGAUGGCACUUUUUUCCCGAUUCAAACCCGGCGGGUGAACGGUCUUGCCUCCAAGUCCAAGGUCUUCAUGGAGAAGUUGGUAUGCUACAAAGCUUACCAAGACGCCUGCGACACGCUUCUGACCAGCCGG